CUCGACCAUUCUCUGGCAGGAUCCAACUAUAAAUUGGCCGGUCCCCCACUUCUCUCGUCACUUUUCACUGAGUCGUCGCCCGAGUUGCGUGCGCUGCGAGAGCCGAGCCGGCUGCGUCUUUGUUCCUUGUGCUCCGUUGAAUUCUCUAAUCUUUCAAGAUGCCCGAAGAAACCAUGCAGGGAGAUGUUGAGACCUUCGCCUUCCAGGCUGAGAUUGCUCAGCUUAUGUCCCUCAUUAUCAACACUUUCUACUCCAACAAAGAGAUUUUCCUGCGAGAAUUGAUCUCAAACUCAUCUGAUGCCUUGGACAAGAUCCGCUAUGAGUCGCUCAAAGAUCCCUCACGCCUGGAGAGUGGCAAGGAUCUUAACAUCAGGCUCAUCCCCAACGUCAAUGAACGCACUCUCACACUCAUUGACACUGGUAUUGGUAUGACCAAGGCUGACCUCGUCAACAACCUGGGAACCAUCGCCAAGUCCGGAACCAAGGCCUUCAUGGAAGCUCUCCAGGCUGGCGCUGACAUCUCCAUGAUUGGUCAAUUUGGUGUUGGUUUCUACUCAGCUUACCUCGUUGCUGACCGUGUCACAGUCGUCUCCAAGCACAACGAUGAUGAGCAGUACAUUUGGGAGUCCUCAGCUGGUGGCUCUUUCACCAUUCGUCCAGACAACGGUGAACCUUUGGGCCGUGGUACCAAGAUUGUGCUGCACAUGAAGGAAGAUCAGAUGGAGUAUCUGGAAGAACGCAAGAUCAAGGAAAUAGUCAAGAAGCACUCUCAGUUCAUCGGCUACCCCAUCAAGCUUCUUGUUGAGAAGACCCGUGACAAGGAGCUCAGCGAUGAUGAAGAGGAGGAAGAGGACAAGAAGGACAAGGAUGAAGAGAAGAAGGAAGGAGAUGACGAGACCCCGAAGAUUGAGGAUGUAGGUGAAGAGGAGGAGGAAAAGAAGAAGAAAAAGAAGACUGUCAAGGAAAAGUACACUGAGGAUGAGGAGCUCAACCUCACAAAGCCUAUCUGGACCCGGAAUCAGGAUGACAUCAGCAAGGAGGAGUAUGGUGAAUUCUACAAAUCUCUCACCAACGACUGGGAAGAGCACUUGGCUGUGAAGCACUUCUCUGUUGAGGGUCAACUUGAGUUCCGCGCUCUCCUCUUCAUCCCCAGGCGGGCUCCCUUCGACUUGUUCGAAAACAAGAAAAAGAAGAACAACAUUAAGCUUUACGUCCGCCGUGUUUUCAUCAUGGACAACUGUGAAGAUCUGAUUCCUGAGUACCUGAACUUCAUCAAGGGUGUUGUGGACAGCGAAGAUUUGCCGCUGAACAUCUCUCGUGAAACCCUCCAGCAGAACAAGAUCCUCAAGGUCAUCAGGAAGAACCUGGUGAAGAAAUGUCUUGACCUCUUCGAAGAACUUGCUGAGGAUAAGGAAAACUACAAGAAGUGCUACGAGCAGUUCUCCAAGAACUUGAAGCUUGGUAUCCACGAGGACAGCAACAACCGCAAGAAGCUUUCUGAGCUGCUGAGGUACAACACAUCUGCUUCUGGUGACGAUGUUUGCUCUCUGAAGGACUAUGUUAGCCGAAUGAAGGAGAACCAGAAGAACAUCUACUACAUCACUGGUGAGAGCCGCGAGCAGGUUGCCAACUCUGCCUUUGUUGAGCGUGUCAAGAAGCGUGGAUUUGAAGUUAUCUACAUGACUGAGCCUAUUGAUGAGUACGUCGUCCAGCAGCUGAAGGACUUCGAUGGCAAGACUCUGGUAUCUGUCACCAAGGAGGGUCUUGAGCUCCCUGAGGACGAAGAGGAGAAGAAGAAGCGUGAAGAAGAUAAGGCUAAAUUCGAGAACCUGUGCAAGGUGAUGAAAGACAUUCUGGACAAGAAGGUAGAAAAGGUUGUAGUGUCAAACAGAUUAGUCGAGUCCCCUUGCUGUAUUGUCACCUCACAGUACGGCUGGACUGCCAACAUGGAACGUAUCAUGAAGGCUCAGGCUCUCCGUGACACCUCAACUAUGGGAUACAUGGCUGCCAAGAAGCAUUUGGAAAUUAACCCAGACCAUGCCAUCGUUGAAACCCUUAGACAGAAGGCUGAAGCUGACAAGAAUGAUAAGGCUGUGAAAGACUUAGUUAUGCUGCUUUUCGAAACUGCUCUGCUGUCAUCUGGCUUUGCACUUGAAGAGCCCCAGGUUCAUGCCUCCCGUAUUCACCGUAUGAUCAAAUUGGGCUUGGGUAUUGAUGAAGAUGAUGUUCCUGAAACCAAGGAUGACGUGAAGGAUGUUGAAAUGCCUGACCUUCAAGCGGAUGCCGAAGAUGCUUCUCGCAUGGAGGAAGUAGAUUAAGUAACUAAUUUAAUUUAUGUUUUUCAAUUUUGCAUCUCUCAUAAUUCACCAAAGACAUGUUUCGUUUCUCACCAGUUUAGUCGGGCUUGCCAUAGUGUCCUUCCCUGACUGUUGUUCAUUCCUGCCAGUAUUUCUGGUCUGAUGUACCUGUUACCAGUGUUGUGCAACGCCAUCAUUUUUUUUUAAUGUAAUAAACUUAAUGUGCCCUUUA
This is a messenger RNA of Thrips palmi, 2529 nucleotides long. RefSeq names its product heat shock protein 83 (gene Hsp83). Bases 159 to 2318 code for a protein of 719 amino acids. The transcript has 4 exons. NCBI's taxonomy places the organism in Eukaryota, Metazoa, Arthropoda, Insecta, Thysanoptera, Thripidae. Gene Ontology annotation, cellular component: plasma membrane; perinuclear region of cytoplasm; protein-containing complex. Gene Ontology annotation, molecular function: disordered domain specific binding; ATP hydrolysis activity; ATP-dependent protein folding chaperone. Gene Ontology annotation, biological process: protein folding; protein stabilization; cellular response to heat. The record is from RefSeq and is a predicted model, not a curated record.